CCUUAUCACUGCUUAUACAGCCAACACAUACACACACACACACACACACACACACACACACACACACACGUCAAAUACCCGCCUAAACACACACAUCACAUUCACAAAAAGAUAGCUUCUUUAGACUCCAAAGCCACAAAGCUCGCCGACAAACUAAAACCAAAUGUCACCGAUCCCUAAAGAAGGAAGCAAACGAAGGAGAGGCGGGGCUUGAGUGUCAUUGGUUGACGCUGAGCAAUCUGUCAGUCGUCCCGGGGCAAACUCUGGUUUAUAAAGAGACGAGAUCGGUCCGUGCGUUUGGAAAAGGAACGCAUCCGACAAACUGUUGACAAGCCUUCUUCAAGAGGCGCAUCCCUGGAAAAGAAACAAAUAGACUAACUGUGAUAGGAUACAGAUAUAAAGAAAGAUAUUUAACUGACAAGUUGUUGAGAAGACUUGGAGUCAAAGUAGACGAGCACCAUCGACUGUUUGAAAGACAGAAGAAGCUUAGAAAGUACCUGAAACAACUCAAAUAUCUAGAACAAGCUGAUUGAUUGGAGAUCAACGGACAGACUUUAAAAUCAUCUCGGCGAAUGUCUACGUGUCCGACAGCAACAGGAAACGCUCUGAAACGUCAGAUUCAACGGAGAUUCAGAGGACCAGUGACUGUAAGAACUCCAGCGGAUUGAAUUGAGAUCAACGGACACACUUUUAAAUUAUCCUGGUGAUUGUCUACGUCUCCGACAGCAACAGGAAGUCGGACGGUUGCGAGGAAAAAGUUGAGCACAAGAAGAAACAACACAGUUUGAGAAAUCUUCUCCGAUCAAAAGCCUGACAGAGUUCAAAACGUUCCAAAGUGAAUUCCCUGUCCGUGAACAUAGAUCUGUGUGACAUUAAUCACUUGUGUAAGUGCUAGGUAACAGGCGCCAUGGUUAACCGUGCAGCUCUCGUGUCUGUGAUGAAGGUAUUGGUGAUGAUGCUGAUUGUUCUCGGGAUGGGAGUGAAGGCAGCGCCCACGGAGAGAGGCUUUGUGAAACCUGCUCCCAGUCUCACUGGAGCACCGACGCUCCCGGAGAAGUCUUCAGCUUUAAACCUCCUGAAACACCUGAAACUCAAAGUAGCCGGAGAGGAACCGACAACCAGAAUCACAGAAAAAACACCGAGCAGGACUCUGGCUGCACCCAGGCCAGAUAAUCGAUCCCAGAUGCUGAAGAUGAUCUCGGCUCUGGAGGAUCUGCACAGGACAAUGAACAGCACACUGAGCGCACGGAUCACCAUCAUGCCCCGAGCAAACGGCAGAAAUUCAGGAAGAAAAAACAAAGUGCUUCCUGCCACACCGGCGCCGGCGGCCGCCGACAGCACGGUGUCCAGAGCGAGCGCUGACGUCUUCAUCCCGAGUCUAACGGGACGAAACUUCAGGAAGUCCCUCCCCCCACAGACCAAGAAGACCAACAAGAGAGUGUGUUUCUGGAAGUACUGCUCCCAGAACUGAUCGUCUCUCAGCCGGUGUCUUCCUCCAAACUCCCCCAACUUUUCUUCCUCCUCAUCCAUCCAUCCAUCCAUCCAUCCAUCCAUCCAUCCAUCCAUCAGGUACAUAAAACAUCUGAAAUUUCUUUUGAAAAGUCGUCAAAAAACAGUGAAAAAAGCAAAAAAAAAAACCUUCUAAAAAAGCG
Messenger RNA from Sander lucioperca (pikeperch), 1652 nucleotides. RefSeq names its product urotensin II-related peptide (gene urp2). Gene Ontology annotation, biological process: regulation of blood pressure; blood vessel diameter maintenance. The transcript is spliced from 5 exons. The record is from RefSeq and is a predicted model, not a curated record. Gene Ontology annotation, molecular function: hormone activity. NCBI's taxonomy places the organism in Eukaryota, Metazoa, Chordata, Actinopteri, Perciformes, Percidae. The coding region runs from base 908 to 1471 and encodes 187 amino acids. Gene Ontology annotation, cellular component: extracellular region.